Messenger RNA from Paraglomus occultum, 185 nucleotides. The record is from the annotation of a GenBank genome assembly. NCBI's taxonomy places the organism in Eukaryota, Fungi, Glomeromycota, Glomeromycetes, Paraglomerales, Paraglomeraceae.
AUGUCUAAAAGAAUAUCUCUAACAAAUGCACAGAAACGUCAACUAUGUCUUGACAAGGCAAAAAAGCCUACACCAACGAAUGGUGAACUUGCAUCGAAGUAUGGAAUCAAGGAAAAGACUGUAUCCGCAAUCUUAAUAGCAAAAGAAAAGUGGCUUGUAACGAAUUCUGAUGAAUAUACUGCUCA